AUGCAAUUAAUUGAUCUUAAUUAGGCUAUUUACGUGAUAUCUUUGAUUUACGUCUCCAUGUACAGACCAGCUGGUGACAUCUAUGAUAGUGAAGGUAACAAGGUUGGAGAGAGCUACGGCAAUACUAAUAUGGAUUAUUUCGGGCUUAUAUUAUUUGGACUGGUAACUAGGACUACUUAUAGAAUGAUUUGCAACUCGCUUGAAGAUGGCUUGUAGCCAGAAUACGCAUUAGAUAUAUUUGCAAUUAACUUAUUCUCUCAAUUAUUACUAUCUUUCACUCGCUAUGGCUGGUGGGUCUACAUGCUAGUGCCAUGCUAUAUUGGCUAUAAAGUUUCAGGCUGGAUAUGGGCUUAUCUCUCCAGAACUACUGCUCCAGCCAAUGAUGCCUAGGAAGAGAUUGACCCAAAGCUCGCUAAGAAAUAGGCAAAGGACAAGAAGAAAGAGGAUCUGAUUGAAGAUGAUAAUAUAAUUUCAAGGCAUAAAGUUCAGUCAACCAUCAGCUACCUCAGGCCAGUUAUGGAUUCGAGGAUUACUACAAAUUAAAAAAAAUAGAAUUUAUUGACUCCCACAACAGCUACUCAUACAUAGCUUGGUCUUGCCACAUCACAUCCCGUUAUUCAGUUCAAUGACUCAAGUAACAAUGUCUAUCAUAGUGUGCUGCAGUCUAACAGGACUAAUGGAAAACCUUAAACUAAACAGCAAACUGUUAGAUCUGGAGUACCUAUCGGGAUUGGGAUGACAAGUCCUCGAUUAACUGCCAAUAGGCAGAAUAAAUCAACAAUAAAUGAGAAACAAAGUAACUAAUUUGACAGAAAUAUUGAUAAAUUUGGCACUCCUAAAUCUAGCGAGCGAAGCCUGAUAACUAUUCAUGGAAUUCAAGAUGCUGAAAACUUCGAAAAAGACAUCAAUGACAUAAUGAACAUAGUAGAUGAUAUUGAGAAAAAUCUCAAAACAGUAAACUUUAUCAAAAAGCCUAGAAUAAAUAUGCAAUCUAUCUUGAACCAGAGUGCUAAUAUCGUCAAAAUAUCUAAAAUGAAUAUGGAAUAGAGAAGGCAGAGUUAGCAAUACACACAAAGAACAGCCAUGAUUGGCGAUGGAGAGUCUUCAUAAGUUAAAAAAGGCAUUUCUCAUAACUUUUUCUUUCAAAACUAAAUAGGAAGUAGAUGCCGCAAAAAUAAUAGGCCAUUCAGAGGCACAAUACUGAAUCAAUCUUCUAUAGAGGAUCAAAAUUUCAACAGCAACUAAGCAUAAUAAUAGCAUUAAAGGGAUGUAUUAGCAAGGAGUAUGGAGCUGAAAAGACCUCAGAAUUUCAAAAUCAGAAAGUAGUAUAUCAAAGGGUAAAAUUCUAUUGAUCGUAAUCAUGAAAAUGCCAACGUGAAUACUACUCAAUAAACCAUUAAUAACAAGAAUAAGGUAGAAAUCUAUGAAAACGGAAUCAUACCUAAUAAAUUGAUCCUUUAAAAUCCAUUUAAGAUAAGAUCGCCUAAUAAUCUCGAGAGGCCUGUUAUGACUAAUUCUAAAUUUAACACUGUAAUUGAUACUGAGAAUUCAGCCCAUUAUGAUACCUAAAGUAGCCCUGACUAAUUCAGCAAUAAUAUAAGGUCAGUUCAGAAAAAUCUCGAGAACAUUAUGGUAUAAGACAUGAAUUAGACAAUGAGAUAAUCUUUCAAUCAUUAAUAAUCUAUGAAUUCCUCAUCAAAUGGCAACUCGAAGAUCGUACAGCAGCUCAUUGACUAUGAUCAACUCCUGAUUCAAAUAUUCAACUAGAGAAAGUUCAGAUACGUCUCUGAAUUUUACAAUCAAAAUGACUCUUAAAAUGAAGAUGGUUUUACAGAGUCUAAAAUCAAUAUAGACAUAGCUCACAUUGAAAAAGAUCAAGAUGAGGAAUUAGUCAGGAAUCGGGCAUAUGAAUUUUUAAUGAGUGAUUUACAAGAUCUGAGGCAGAUAUACACAGUUGAACUUUAGAAGAUGAUUUAGCGCUUGGAGCAAUAAGAUGAUGAAUUUUCUAAAGAACGCCAGUUCUUUUUAAAGCAAGCAAAAAUCAAUGAGAAAACUGAAUAGGACUUGAGAGCUAGGAUAUCAUAUCUAGAAUAAGAACUAGAUGAUGAGAAAAAUCAUAAUAUCGAAACUCUCAUUAGGGAAAACGUGGCUAGUGUGUGUGAAAUAGCUCUCUUGAAUUAUCAGACAUAAGCUAGCAGACAUUAGGGUUAGACGCAAAUGGAUGCAAACCAAGAGGAAAAGAAAUAAAAGUAGAUGAAUUACAAGGAAUUGUAUAAUGAAUCGAGAUAGCAAUAUAUCUAUGAGUUAAAGAUAAAUAAAAAAGUACUUAACAUGAUGGAAAAUAAGGUCUCUAACCUUAUUGCUGAAAACGGGUCUCUGAAUAAUUACAUAGUGAAGCUUAAAGCUUUAAAUGAAGAGAUUGAGAGCAUGGCAAAAAUAAGAGAAGAUUAGCUUAAUGGAUAAAUUCUCAAGAACAAGGAUCUAUAGGGUCAAAUGGAUGCAUUGGUAUAUCGGGAAUAAAAUUUAUAGGCGCAGCAAGUCCCUGUGUACGAGUUUGACAAAUUAAAUGCAGACUACUAAAAAGCAAUAGAUUGUGUUGGCAGUCUAUAGAUCAGAAAUCAAAUACUAGAACAAGACAAGAAGCUUUUAGUGUCUUAGCUAGUUAAUGUUAAAAACUCUAUUUCCUGGAUAAAUAAUGUUCUAGGAUAAAAAUUUGCAGACUUUACUGAGAACAUUGCAGAAAAAAUGAAGAAGCUGAAUAGUAAAGUAGAGAAGAUUUAAUUUAUCUUUAAUGAGACGCUUUUAUAUACAAACAAGACCUAUUUCCUAGAAGAGAUUUAUAAAAUGAGAUCUGAGGUCACUGAACUAAAAAAGAAAAAUGGCUUGCUUAGUGAAAGAAUUAAAGUGAUGAAACACCAUGUAGAUAAUGGUUUGUAAAAGUAAUAGGCAUAUAGUGAAAGUAACACUUCUUCAUAAGUGCGAUAAGAAAUUUAGCGAAGAUCUCCAACUAAUUCAAUUAGCUCAAAUCAUAAGGGAAGACAUGUGAAGAUUAAUUCAGGUGUUACUGUGCCGUCACAUCUAGAAUAUGACAGAGAAGUGAGAGCAAUUCACACUGAUUUCAAUGAUUCAAGCAAUAAUACUCAAGAAAUUGAGGAAUAAUCUCAAUCUUAAUGA
This is a messenger RNA of Stylonychia lemnae, 3174 nucleotides long. NCBI's taxonomy places the organism in Eukaryota, Ciliophora, Spirotrichea, Sporadotrichida, Oxytrichidae. The record is from the annotation of a GenBank genome assembly.